Messenger RNA from Cimex lectularius (bed bug), 2111 nucleotides. RefSeq lists its product as uncharacterized. The transcript is spliced from 7 exons. The coding region runs from base 960 to 2024 and encodes 354 amino acids. The record is from RefSeq and is a predicted model, not a curated record. NCBI's taxonomy places the organism in Eukaryota, Metazoa, Arthropoda, Insecta, Hemiptera, Cimicidae.
CCGUGACUCUUUACCAAUUUACACACCAUAUUCUUCUCCCACCAUACCAACUUGGCAUACUCAUACCAACAUACUUAGACGCAUCGUACUAUUCGCCAUAUUCCAACAUCCAUCACACAAACGUUACAUCCCCCCAUGGUUGUUCAUCAAAAUUUACUCUAUAUCCCCCACCGAGUCACAUCAUCAUGUGUCAUGCUGCAUCCAACAUAAUCUGGCCUUGAGAAUAUGACAAUCAGCGCCAUAAUUGUUUAUCAAAUUUGCAAACCAUAUAUUUCACAUACCAGCAAAACCAUUCCGCAUACUCAUACCAGCAUACUUAGACUAAUCAGGCCAUAUGCCAUUCUCCACCAUCCAUAAUACUUUAAGCUUGAGAAAGGUGACAGUCAGCCUAUGAACUGUUCAUGGAAAUUGAAAUCACAUAUUCUAUACAUACCAAUAAACUCACCCUGCAUAUUCAUACAAGAAACUAAGACACGUCAUACCAUAUGAUUCAACCUCCAUCAAAUCCUGACCUUUAAAAACGAUACAGCCCGCCCCAUGCGGUUAAUUAAAAUUUACAUUACAUAUUCUCCACAUACCGAUAAAACCCAAUCGGCAUACUCAUACCAGCAUGCUAAAACACAUCAGACCACAUAAUCUAACCUUUAAGAAACUUGCCUACCUAUUAAUCAUGUUUACAUUCCAUAUCUCUACAAACCAACAAAACCAAUACAAACAUAAGACCAUCUUGACUGGCAUGGCAUCAGCCAACGUCAGGUUGUCUUAUCUUUCCUGCUCAGCUUGUCAGGUUCAGAGUACUUUGGUUCAAUCAUACUUCGACACAUUUGACUAUAUGCCAAAGGAUUUACAUCUCAUCCAGCUUCCUCUUGUUCAACCGUACAAAGAAGGCCUUUAUUCCAAGGGGCUUACAUCUCAUUCAACUUCCUCUGGUCCAAAUAUACCAGAACCCAUAUGACUUUAUGCCAAGGCACUUACAUCUCAUCCAACCUCUUCUGGUCCAACUAUACCAGGACCAAUUUGAAUUUAUGUCAAGGCACAGUCAUCUCGUCCUGCUUACUCAGGUUCAACCAUAUGCCGGGAUGUCGGACAGCUUGGAGCUUCUCAACAGGUUAAGCGUUUCAAACGUCUUGUUGGACAACAGGAUGUACAACCUGAAGGCGAAAAUCGCCGGGAAAAAAGACGAGGUAGGAAGGAUAGAAGAUGAGAUUAGGAGGGAGCAGUCGGACCUUGCCAGGAUAGAGGAGGACCUGUCCGACGGCAAAUCUAAGGAAGGGAAACUACUUAAAACAGUCCAAGGGCUGCAGCAGACGAAAUCGAUGUUGGCCAACCUGAAAUCAACUUUGGAACGUGGGAUCAGGUCGGUUCAGGAAAAUUUCAGCCGAGUCGUGUCAGAGAGAAACGGCAUUCUGGACAGGUACAGGCGGACAAUCGAGGCCCACCGGACCGGCUACGAGUCGCUGAAGGCAUACAGAUCCAUCUCAGCCAAGAGGGCGGAACGCGCUUCUCUCAAGAUCCUGAUCAAAAAGUGCCGCUUCGAUUUGCUAGAGUACAAGGCUAAAGUCGCCAAGUUGAGAAAGAUCUCAGCGCUCAGGUUGAACAGUGCUGUAGUCGAGUUUGCCAAGCUUAUGGUUACGAUGAAGAACGCCAGUUUACUUCAAGUCCAGCCACAACCAUACAGGCGGACGGAUGACUUUUCUGAAGAAAAGGCGGCCCUGGCACGGUCGGGCGUGACACUGACAGUCAGGAAAGUCCCAAUGAAGAUGACGAUUUUACAAUCCGGCUUCACCUCGAUAAAGGAACGCAUUGGUGUUAAAUCGACUUUCACGUCUCCGUACGUCUGGGAAGAAGGAGGGCCGAAGAGCUUCCAAGAGGAGUUCACGCCGCAGGCUGCAAGCAGCCAAAACCCACUCGAGUACACCUUUCCGCCCGGGACUUCGAUCUCGAUCGUCUCGCCCACCGUCGAAGAUCCGUCCAUGUCGAUGGACGACAUUUCACAAAACAUAUCAGCUAUCUUUCAGUUUUAACUUUUUUUAAAACUUUGUACAUAAUAUUCAAUAAAGCCAUACGUGCUUUCAACGAGGUGUUACCUAAAUAAAUAAAAUAUCGACAUA